Molecule: messenger RNA, 5184 nt
Organism: Scheffersomyces coipomensis
Lineage: Eukaryota; Fungi; Ascomycota; Pichiomycetes; Serinales; Debaryomycetaceae
Product: DEAD/DEAH box helicase
Exons: 1
Coding region: 1-5184 (1727 amino acids)
Biological process (GO): DNA damage response; protein polyubiquitination
Cellular component (GO): nucleus
Molecular function (GO): ubiquitin protein ligase activity; ATP-dependent chromatin remodeler activity; ATP binding
Source: RefSeq, a predicted model, not a curated record
AUGACUUUACUGUUGAUACAUUUCGAGUUUGAUAAUAUAUCUAAUUUGGCGAAAUUGGGUCAAGUUACACCUGAAAAGGCAAAAAAGAAACCAAAGACAUCUGUCAAUAGUUCAUUAUCUAUAGACAAUCUAAAGUAUACAGAAUAUUAUAAAUCGGCGGGAAUCAACAAUGUCAUUCCACUGAGAUUACCAGAUGAUGAAUAUGUUACUUUGGUUAAUAGAUGUUUUAAAUUUCACGACGAAAGCCCCAUAAAUCUAGCCGAUAAAGACUUUUCAAAUAUGUUAGAACUGGGAAAUGGGAUAUUUGAAUUAGUAACUGAUAACAUUAAGUUGAGUAUUGUAUCUGGAAACUUGUUAUAUGUUAAAUCAACUAAUAAGUUUGAUUCUUCAAAGUUAUUAUUGUCUAUCGGUAAUAGCGAUUUGUCAGAUAUUCCACUGUUAAAACAAGAAUUAUCAAUUUUAAAUUUCCAGUCUAGUAAACUUGAUAAGAACAAAUUAACAGUUUCAAAACCAACCAUAAAGCUUGAAUUCAACCUUAUCAUCAAUAAAAUUGGAAUUUCAUUAACUUAUUCAGUUCAAUAUGCUUGUGGUAUAGGAUUUCCUCAUCAAGUAGACAAAAUCAGCAACAUAUUAUCAAGUAGAGUAGAUUACUUCCCAACAUCGAAUGAGUCUUCAGCGGUCACAAGUAUGCUUGACUCCGAACCAGUAAGUGCAAGAUUGUUUUAUACUUCCAUUUCUGAAAAUACUGAUUUGAUGCCUAAGAUUGAAGACGAGUUUGAUAUUCCAGAAUUAGAAACUAAUUUAAUUAGAUUUCAAAAGAGAUCAGUUAAUUGGUUGUUAUCAAAAGAAAAUGUCAAAUUCAAUUUUGAUACAAGUAGAUGUUCUCCAUUACCCUUUAUAGACGAAGAACUGCAAGCCUUAUUGUCUAAUAAUGAUAAUCCUAGUGAUACCUUAGAUUGCAAACUAUAUUCAUUACUUAACAAACUAUGCUUUGGUUGGAAGAGAAUCAAAUUAGACGGCAAGAUUUAUUUUUUUAAUAGACUUACAGCUCACAUAAUUAGUCGAACUGGAGCUUGUCGUUAUCUCAUGGAACAUAAAAACCAGCUUUUGCCUGCUCAAUCGUUAUUGUCUGAAGAAAUGGGACUUGGUAAGACGGUAGAAAUGACUGCUUUAAUGCUAAUGAAUAAGAGAUCAAUCGAUGAAGUUAAUGAUACAAUAGAACAUCAAAUCAAUCAAUUUGGAGAUGUUAAAACUUUAGUUAAGGCUAAGACUACCCUUGUUAUUGCUCCUGAUUCGAUUUUAAAACAAUGGGUGGAGGAAAUUGUACAUUUAGCUCCUAGUCUAGCGGUAACAGUCUAUACGGGAGUUGGAAAAUAUCCUAAAUUAGACAAUAAUCCUGCUUUAAUUGCGGAAUAUUUAAGAAAAUUUGACGUUGUAUUUACAACUUAUGCUGUCAUAGCGAGGGAGUUGGAUUAUGCACUUUACUCGUCCCGUCCAAAACAUACAAGAAAUGCCAAGUCACAAAGGAGCUAUAACUUAGAUGAUGAUGAAAAUGAACCUUCAAGUAGUUCACAUGAGGCCAAUGAAAGUGCAUUAUUGGAUGAUUAUAAAUCAAUGUUUCAACUAACACUUACUUCCAUAAAACCAAAAAUUGCAAAUGAGAGAACAGGAGAGUCACAGGCUGAGACAGACUAUGAAAAAGCAUUACAAGAUGAAAUAGGUCUUGCAAUUAGUCACAACAAAAUUCCUUCUAUAUAUAAAAAGGUAGAAUAUGAGUCACCGUUGAUGCUUAGUCAAUUUUGGAGAGUAAUUUUAGAUGAAGUACAAAUGGUUUCAUCCACAGUAUCAAGAGCGUUCCAAAGUGCAGCUUUGAUUCCUCGUUUUCAUGCGUGGGGAGUAUCUGGAACGCCAAUAAAGAAAAAUCUUGAAGACUUGCAUUCCAUUCUACAUUUUCUAAAGUAUCAACCAUUUUGUGGUGAUAUUGGUAAAUGGGCCUGGGAAUUAAUUACUAAGAAUUCUUCAAACUCAGACUUUAUAAAGUUAUGGACAACAAUUUCGUUGCGCCACACAAAGUCAAUGGUUCACGAUGAUAUAAAAUUACCUCCACAAUCGAGGAUUUUGCUUACCAUUCCAUUCACUCCAGUGGAGCAAGAUUUUUAUAAUCAAAAAUUUGAAGAGUGCUUGGCUGCUAUCUGUUUAGAUGUUAAUGGUAAUCCUAUUUCAAACGAUUGGGAACCUUCUACAACAAUUAUGAAUUAUAUGAGAAGCUGGCUAGUUCGUUUGAGGCAAAUUUGUUGUAAUUCUCAAAUUGGAAGACUUAAUAUUGGAUCCAAGAGGUACAAGAGAAAUAAUACUUAUAUGUUCUCGGCAAUACAACAGUUGAAGACUUUGGAAAAUCUUUUGGAUGAUAUGUUGACUAAAGCAUACACUGAUAUAAUGGAAAAUGAAAAGCAAUUGAUUCAACUUUACCUCGAAGUUGGGGAGUUUUUCGAAUUUUGCUACCUACCUGAAAGAGCCUUACCUUAUUUAACUAUUGGUGUAGAACAAACAGAAAGAAUCAUCUUCAGGUGUAGGCUUAUUCUCAAUAAGUAUAUCAAAGAAUUUAAAGAUUAUAGGAGAAGGUUGGAUAGUAGAAUUGAUGAUGAAAUAGAUAAUGAUGACACCAUUGGUAGUAUUGAUGGAAAAAAUGAAACUCAGGCUAUGAACGAUGAGGUUUUGGAAAAAUUAGAGGACAAAAUUGCAGGGUUCAGGCUAAGAAUAAGGACGUGGAAUACCACUUUGCAUCGCUUUUACUUUUUAAUAGCAUCAUCUUACUUUCAGCGAUAUGAUAAAGAUUACAACGAAGUAAUAAAAGUCUUUAAGCUUCCUGAAACAUCAAUAAGGUUUGAUUUAUUACAGAAAUUUGAACACUACGAGGAAACUGAAAGAUCUAAUGAGAUCGCAUCACUUAUUAAUGGAGUAGAUUUAGCAACUGAUUUUGAAGUAAGCAAUUAUUCCAAAGAUUUUGUCUUGGAUCCUAGCUGGACAGAUGAUCAAUCGAAGGAAGAGGAAGCAAAAUUUCUAGAACUGAAAUUUUACGAACUUGCAGAAGAGACUCGUGGUAUUCUAUUAAAAGGAACAAUAGCUAAUGUCAAUAGUGUUGUGGAAUCCAGGAUAAAAUCGCGAGGCCGGUAUCUUGAUUUGGAUCAGGCUUUUAUUGACGCUGGAGAAAUUUUACUUCCCAAGAAUUCCAAGAAGUUUUUCUUUGCAGUGCCGGUGAUCGACGUUGGCGUUUUCACAGACCAUUCGAUCUAUAUGAAAGUUAAAGUUUUCAGCGAUAAGCUCUUUAAGAUGAUUGAAGAGCUAAACUCUCAAGCUCUAAUUCUUAAUUCAUGGGUCAAGCAUUUAAUUGAAAUUUUAUGCACUCCAGUUUUAACCCAAGAUAAGAGUCCUGCCGGUACUGAAUACGAAGAAACUAUACAAGAUCAAGAUAAGGUAUCUAGUUAUUUGUUUGUUUUGUCUCAAACAUUAAUUGAUAGAGGAGAGUCUAUUAAUGGAUCGGAAAACUCUGCGAAGAUUGUCACAAUAAGAAAGGCCCAGGAAAAAAAAGACACUGAUUUCGAGUUACAAAAGAUUAAUGAUCAGGAGUUUUUAGUUCAGCUUCAAAGCGUUAGAAAUACAAUCAAGCCCAAGGGGAAGUCGUCGUUGCAAGAAUUAGUUCUUCUGAUUAAGAACCUUGAAACAGAAAUAAAGGAAGAUGAGCUAUUAGAUCAGUCAAGAUCGGAAACACAACUAAAAUUAUUGGAAGAUCUUGGAAAAAAGCUUAGGAUAGUUUUCGACAAUCAGAAACUUGCUUUGGUUUUAUUACAGAAAGAACUAACAGUUAAUUGUAAUGCUGUAUUUAAUAGUCGUGUCGAUUAUUAUAAACAAUUGCAGCAAAUUUCUGAUACGGUACAAACAUCCGAUUUUGGUAUGGAUAGAAGUGCUUUAGCUGCCGUUUCAGUUAACCGACACCUCCUGCAAAAGCAAUAUCUGUAUGAUCUGAUAAAGCUUCAUAUGGACAAAUCCGUUGCAAAGUUCCGUUACUUACGAGGUUUGGUUGGUGUAGCCGAAGGUAAUCUAAGAGAUGAUGAAGAAGGUAUGAUGUGUAUCAUUUGCAGAUCGACUAUUACUAUUGGUUCUUUGACUCAAUGUGGGCACAAAUAUUGUAAGGAGUGUUUGGAGCAGUGGAUCCGAAAUAGUCAUACAUGUCCUAUGUGUAAAAGGCUGAUACAUUUAGAUUCUGUCUAUAAUUUCACUCACCAUAAGCCAAACUUGAAAGCAAAUAAGGUAGUGGACUCCUUGGAGGGGGGUUCUCAUAGUAAGAACUUAUAUUCUAUUUAUAAAGCUUUGCCGAAAGACACAAUUGAGGAAAUUCAAAACGUUAAGUUAGAAAACUCAUAUAGCUCAAAAGUAAAUAUGAUUGUUAAACAGGUUUUAUAUCUAAGAAGCCAAAAUCCAUCAGUUCAAAUUGUUGUCUAUAGUCAAUGGCAAGAUAUGCUUUAUAUAUUAGGAACCGCAUUUAAAGAUGCUGAUAUUACUUAUCUUGGAUCUUAUGGUACGUUGCGACCUGAUACUGGUGUGGGAAGGAAAAUGAAGAUGUUUGACUCGGUCGAGACUUUUAAAAACCCAGAUAAUAAUAUUACAUGCUUUCUAUUGAAUGCUAAAGCACAGGCUAGUGGCUUGACUUUAAUUAAUGCAUCCCAUAUUUUCCUUUGUGAGCCUUUAGUCAAUACAUCAUUAGAAUUGCAAGCUAUAUCGAGAAUCCACAGAAUUGGGCAGACAAAACCUACUACAGUAUGGAUGUUUGCUAUCGAAAAUACAGUUGAGGAAAGUAUUGUAGUUAUGUCUACAAAUAAGCGACUACAAUAUAUGGAAAUGACGCCAGAAGUUCAAUCAGGGAAAACUAAAGCGGGCAAUGAUGCAAAUAUUCCGAUUCCAAAUUCGACUGCCUCUUUGAUAGCUAUAUCAGACGAGAAAAGUUUAAGCAAAGCAGAAUCCCUAACUUUGAUGAAUAGUGGAGGUAAUGAUACUUUGGUCGGAAAAGGUAAAGCGCAAGGGGAAUCGGUUACUAAUUUUGAUUUGUGGGCAGCUUUCUUUAGCGCACGGGCGGGCUCUGGUAUUGUUAGAGAAUCCUUACAAGAGAAUUCUGAUAAACUAAAUUGA